Messenger RNA from Closterium sp. Naga37s-1, 3726 nucleotides. Lineage: Eukaryota; Viridiplantae; Streptophyta; Zygnematophyceae; Desmidiales; Closteriaceae. The record is from the annotation of a GenBank genome assembly.
AUGGACGUGUGGGGCCCAGCCCGCGUCCGUGGACAGGGUCACGAGCGUUACUUCCUGCUGGUGGUUGACGACUACUCGCGUUUCACCGCAGUCUUCCCCUUGCGCAGCAAGGAUGAUGUCACUGAGGUGUUGAUCGACUGGAUCCGCGCAGCUCGUCUCCAGCUCAGAGAGAGUUUCGACUCGGACUUUCCUGUCUUGCGUCUGCACUCCGACAGAGGCGGUGAGUUUUCCUCUGACCUUCUGCGAGCCUUCUGUCGUGCACAGGGCAUCCGCCAGACGUUCACGCUUCCGGCCUCUCCACAGCAAAAUGGGAUUGCUGAGCGCCGCAUUGGCAUGGUCAUGGACGUCGCUCGCACGUCCAUGAUCCAUGCGGCUGCUCCCCAUUUUCUGUGGCCGUUCGCGGUUCAGUACGCGGCGCAUCAGAUCAACCUUCAGCCCCGGGUCUCCUUGCGAGAGACCUCCCCUACUCUGAGGUGGACGGGGAAGGUUGGCGAUGCGUCUGCGUUUCGUGUCUGGGGAUCUCGGGCUUUUGUCCGCGACUUGUCUGCGGACAAGCUGUCCCCCCGUGCUGUUCCCUGCGUCUUCCUUGGCUUCCCCCCCGACGCGCCUGGUUGGCAGUUUUACCACCCCACCUCGCGCCGUGUUCUGUCGUCCCAGGACGUCACCUUUGACGAGUCGGUCCCCUUCUACCGGCUCUUCCCCUACCGCACUGCCCCGCUCCCCCCUCCGCCGCUCUUCCUCACGCCAGGUGCUGCCUUGGUAGACCCCUUGCCUCCCCAGGUCCCUGCUCCCUCAGGUGUUUCCCAGGUAGACCCGGUUGAGCCUGUCGAGGUAGCUGUCGACUCUGGUCCUGCGCGAGGUACUGAGCGUGCUGAGCCUGGGGGUGCGGAGACUGGGGGUGCUGAGCGUGGGGGUGCGGAGACUGGGGGUGCUGAGCCUGGGGGUGCUGUCCCUGGGGGUGCGGGUUCUGGAGGUCCUGAGCCUGGGGGUGCUGUCCCUGGGGGUGUGGGUUCUGGAGGUCCUGAGCCUGGGGGUGCUGCGCCUAGGGGAGCUCUCUCUUCCCAGCAGCUACGUGACUGGUACUCUCGGUACUGUCGCGGCCUCCGGGGUGCUGCUGGAGCUGCUGGCGUUCGUCCUGCUGGAGGUGCUGCUGGUGCUGCUGGAGGUACUGGAGCUGCUGGUGGUGCUGUGGGUACAGGAGCUGCUGGGCCUGGAGGUGCUCCUGGCACUGGAGCUGCUGGCGGUGCUGGAGCUGGCGGUCCUGCUGGUGUUGGCACUGGAGGUGCUGCUGGCGCUGGUGCUUCUGCGGGUGCUGGAGUUGGCGCUACUGGAGGUGGAGGUGCUGCUGGUGUUGGAGCUGGCGGUGCUGCUGGCGCUGGUGCUUCUGAGGGUGCUGGCGUAGGCGCUGCUGGAGCCGGAGGUGCUGCUGGUGUUGGAGCUGGCGGUGCUGCUGGCGCUGGUGCUUCUGAGGGUGCUGGAGUUGGCGCUGCUGUAGCUGGAGGUGCUGCGGGCGCUGGUGCUGCCGCUGGGGGUCCUAGCGCUGUCCCUGCUAUUUCUGGAGUCGCUGCGCGGCCGCGGCCGUACUUCGUUCCGCUCCUUGAGCAGGUUCUUGGUCUCCCGCUUUCUACUGGUCCUCCUCCUCCCUUAGAGUGUCCACAGCCUGACCAGUUGCAGUCACAGUUACAGCCCGCCUCCCCACUGCCUGCUCCUUCUCCCUACACUGGUCCUACUGGAGGUCUUGCUGAGCGUCGUGCGCCUGCGUCUCGUCCUGCGUCGCCUGUUCGUACUGCUCGCACUAGUCGUCGUGUUCCGCGUCAGCGUCCUCCUGCGGUCCCGGGCACGCACCAGAUGGCACUGCGUCCUUCCACUGCUCCGCAGCGUGUCCCUUUGCCGUCUCCUCCUGAGUCCUCUCUUCCUGCUCUUGCUGACCCGGAGUCGGACUCUCUUCGUGCUGCCAGUCCUACUGUCACGCGUCUCCUGGCUACUGUUGUCACUGACCCUUCCUUUGAGUCCACUGCUGCGUCUGCCUUAGUUGCUGAGCUUGUCGACUUCGCUGCUCACUGUCGUCUAGACUACGCUGCUAGUCUUGUUGCUGAGUCUGAGUCUGUCUGUCCUCCGUCCGUCGGGGACCCGGAUGCACCAGACAUCCCGACUCCUCGAUCGUACGCUGAGGCGAUCGAGGGUCCCUACUCCUCACAGUGGCAGUCAGCCAUGGAUGGAGAGAUGGCUUCCUGGAAGUCCACAGGCACCUACGUCGACGAGGUUCCCCCACCUGGGGCGAACAUCGUCAGUGGCAUGUGGAUUUUCAGGGUGAAGCGGCCGCCGGGUUCUCCGCCUGUCUUCAAGGCGCGUUACGUGGCUCGAGGCUUCAGUCAGCGGCAGGGAGUUGACUACUUUCAGACCUUCUCUCCCACCCCGAAGAUGACCACUCUUAGGGUGCUGCUGCACGUAGCCGCUCAGCGCGACUACGAGCUUCACUCUCUUGACUUCAGCACAGCUUUCUUGCAGGGCAGCCUGCACGAGGAGAUCUGGCUGCGCCGCCCACCUGGCUUCACUGGGUCGUUCCCCCCUGGUACCCAGUGGAGCCUCCGGCGGCCAGUCUACGGUCUCCGCCAGGCGCCCCGUGAGUGGCACGACACACUGAGGACUACACUUGCGGCUCUUGGGUUUGCUCCUUCUACUGCCGACCCGUCGCUGUUUCUGCGCACCGACACCUCUUUGCCGCCGUUCUACAUCCUCGUGUACGUCGACGACUUGGUCUUUGCCACUGCUGACACUGCUGGACUCGCCCACGUGAAGUCCGAGCUGCAGAAGAGACACACGUGCACAGACUUGGGUGAACUGCGCAGCUACCUUGGCUUGCAGAUCACCCGGGACAGAGCACAGCGCACCAUUACCCUGACUCAGUCACACAUGGUGCAGCAGGUCCUUCAGCGCUUCGACUUCACGUACUCCUCGCCUCAGGCCACUCCUCUGUCUACCCGCCACUCGCUCUCAGCGCUGCCUUCGGAUGAGUCCGUAGAGCCGAGUGGCUCGUACCCAGAGCUUGUUGGCUGCCUCAUCUACCUGAUGACCUGCACUCGACCUGACCUUGCAUACCCUCUUAGCAUCUUGGUACGCUAUGUUGCUCCUGGGAGACACCGACCAGAGCACAUGGCUGCAGCGAAGAGGGUGUUGCGCUACUUGUGCAGUACGUCGGGCAUGGGGCUAGUGCUUGGAGGGCGGCGUUCAGUGGUCCUCACAGGUCACGCAGACGCUUCUUGGGCUGACGACCAGGCUACGCAGCGGUCGUCACAGGGUUACACCUUCAGCCUUGGCUCUGGCUCUGUUUCGUGGCGGUCUACCCGCUCGUCUUCUGUUCUCGGCUCCAGCUGUGAGGCUGAGAUCUACGCGGGGGCCAUGGCUGCACAGGAGCUACGCUGGCUCACCUACCUACUGACUGACCUAGGAGAGCCGCCUCGUUCUCCUCCGGUUCUGUACGUUGACAACAAGGCCAUGUUGGCCUUGUGUCGGGAGCACAGACUGGAGCACAGAACGAAGCACAUUGCUCUUCGCUACUUCCUUGCUCGUGAGCUACAGCAGCGUGGUCAGCUACGCCUUGCUUACGUGGCCUCUCAGGCCAACACUGCUGAUAUCUUUACCAAGGCACUUCAGCCUUGUGAUCAUCAGCGCUUUUGUACGAUGCUAGGUCUUGUGCCUACCUGGCCUCACUUGCUUACUUCUUGA